UACUACGGAUCAAUGUGUUGAUUACUUGGAGACACUUUUAUUCAUCUAAGUUAAAACAAAACUUGACACCUUUACUACAGUCGAGAGCUGAAAUGGAGAAGAGAGGAAACGUGUUGGAUUCACUAAUGUACUCUUGUUCGAUCUGUCUGGAUCUGCUGAAGGAUCCAGUAACGAUUCCCUGUGGACACAACUACUGCAUGGACUGUAUUAAAACAUGCUGGGAUGACGAGGAUCACAGAGGAGUCCACAGCUGUCCUCAGUGCAGGAAGACCUUCACGCCAAAACCUGUUCUGGUGAGAAACAGCAUGUUAGCAGAGUUAGUGGAGGAUCUAAAGAAGACUGGACUACAAGCUGCUCCAGGUGACCCCUCCAAGAACCUGCAGGAGAACAUCUGCUCUCGUCACGAUGAGGUGAUGAAGAUCUUCUGUCGUACGGAUCAGCAGAGUAUCUGUUAUCUGUGUACGAUGGAUGAACAUAAAGGUCAUGAAACAGUCUCAGCUGCAGCAGAAAGAUGUGAGAAGCAGAAGGAGCUGGAGGAGAGUCGACAACAAAUCCAGCAGAGAAUCCAGGACAGAGAGAAAGACGUGGAGCUUCUUCAGCAGGAGGUGGAGGACAUUAAUGUCUCUGCUGAUAAAGCAGUGGAGGACAGUGAGAAGAGCUUCAACGAGGUGAUCCGUCUCCUCCAGAAGAGAAGCUCCGAUGUGAAGCAGCAGGUCAGAUCCCAGCAGGAACAGGAAGUGAGUCGAGUCAAAGAUCUUCAGGAGAAACUGCAGCAGGAGAUCACUGACCUGAAGAGGAGAGAAGCUGAGAUGAAGCAGCUCUCAGACACCGAGGACCACAACCAGUUCCUCCACAACUACCCCUCACCGUCACCCCUCAGUGGCUCCACACUCUCAUCCAGCAUCCAGAUUCGUCCUCUCAGGUACUUUGAGGACGUGACAGCAGCUGUGUCAGAGACUAUAGAGAAACUACAGGACCUUCUGAGAGAGACGUGGACAAACAUCUCACUGUCAGUGGCUGAAGUGGAUGUUUUACUGUCGGAACCAGAACCAAAGACCAGAUAUGGAUUCUUGAAAUAUUCAAGAAAUAUCACUCUGGAUCCAAACACUGCAAACUCAUAUCUGUUACUGUCUGAUGGGAACAGAAAAGUGACAAGGAUGAAUGAAAAACAGUCAUAUUCUGAUCAUCCAGACAGAUUCACUGAUUGGUUAAUAAUAAUAAUUAAAGCUAGUCUGACUGGACGGUGUUACUGGGAGGUGGAGUGGAGAGGAAAAGAAGUCUAUGUUGUGGUCGUAUACAAGAACAUCAGCAGAAAAGGAAACUCAAAUGAUUCUAAAUUUGGAUGCAACAACAAAAGCUGGUCUUUGCGUUGUGACACCAACAGUUACACAUUCUGGCACAACAACAUUAAAACUCGUGUCUCAGGUCCUCGUUCCUCCCGAGUUGGAGUUUACCUGGACCACGGAGCUGGUCUUCUGUCCUUCUACAGCGUCUAUGAGACCAUGACCCUCCUCCACAGAGUCCAGACCUCCUUCACCCAGCCGCUCCACGCUGGACUUUCACCUGGUGGUUCAGCUGAGCUUGUUAAAGUUAAGUAAUUUAACCAUCAGUGUAUCAACUGUGUAACAAGAAAACGGUUGGAACAAAAACUAAACUGAUGAAAGAAAUCAAGUUUGUGGUUUUAAAUAAACAAGUGCGUAAAUAAUGAAGAAGUAACAAAAACAUGACCUUGUAUGAGAGAGAAAUGUGUUUUUAACUGGUGAUUGAAAUAAUAUAUUGGUGAUUAUAAAACCUGUAAUUUCUUAUUUCUUAGAUUGAAUCACUGUAAUCUAUUACUAUCAUGGAACAAUGAUACUUAUGUUAAACAUUUAGACGUUGUGGGUUCUGAGUGGGUUUGAUUGAUCAUUAUCAAUGAAUCAAAUGUAAAUAUAA
Messenger RNA from Cololabis saira (Pacific saury), 1932 nucleotides. Its product is annotated as tripartite motif-containing protein 16-like protein. The transcript has 2 exons. Gene Ontology annotation, molecular function: zinc ion binding; protein binding. The record is from RefSeq and is a predicted model, not a curated record. Bases 93 to 1598 code for a protein of 501 amino acids. NCBI's taxonomy places the organism in Eukaryota, Metazoa, Chordata, Actinopteri, Beloniformes, Belonidae.